GAUAUAUCGGCCACAAUAACAAUACAAAUGUAACAACUACAGCAACAAUAAUAAUGACACUAGUUAAUAACGAUAGCACCAGCAAAAGUAGUCCACAAUAUACAUAUUUGUUGUCCUUAACAUAUGCGGGUCCGAAUGGGUAGGAACGGGGCAGGGGGCAAGGACCUCCAGAGGCGCAAGGAAUACGAGCUUAGGGUUUUACCACGAGCUGGACACGUGAUCAGGGAUAAUAUAUUUUGUUUAAGUCCUAAACCCUGGCAUUGAUUUUGACAUUCUGGUUUUGUAAGGAUAGUUUGUGAUGAAACAUAGAAUUUUGUUGGUGAAUGUGGAUUAGAUAAAGAGAUAGGAGAGAAGAGAAAUGUAAACAAAAAUGUAAAAAAAAUGUAAAAAAAAAAAAAAAAAUGUUAUUAGAAAUUCGACUGUUUAUGUAGGGUCAUUUACCCAUGGGCUAGUCAGUUAAAAAUAUUAAGACCUAAAUAUGCAGCUUCCAAGGAUACGUACUUUUCUUAUCUCAUUAUCAAGGCAAGACAACGAUAUAUCGGUGACAUUAGGUGCUGGUUGUAGCCGAGCAUAUCAUCAGUGUGUGGCUCCCAACCAAAGAAGUAGGACUGUCGUCUCGCGCUCUCACCCAGAGGGCGUCUCUUAUGUGAUAUUUGGUUCCUCUAAAAUGUUUCUAUUUUGUGAAAUAAUAGAGCGCGAAAAAGAAUAUAAUCGAAAAGAUUUUAAAUACAAGAAUUCGUUUAUUGCCGCGUGACAUAUCUAGGAUUUGCAUGGAAAAAAAACCGGGAUAAUGGAAGCAAGAGAUUUUAACGCUUUAAGGAUAUCGCUACUAAGAAAUGUGGUGAACCUUGGGGUACUCGACUCGCCAGGGGAUUGUACUACCCAAAUCACUCCAGGACACAGUGGGAAGGGAAAAGUAGAGGUUCCAACUUCUACUCCUGUUUUUUGGCCUGCUGUGAAGGAGAGCAUAGGACCUGAUAUCAUGCAGCAUUACAAGGACACAUUUAUUGACCUCAUGGGCGGCUCCAUGGGGGGUGUCGCGAGUGUGUAUGUUGGGCAACCUCUGGAUACUGUCAAAGUCAAAAUGCAGACCUUUCCCGAGCUCUACCGUGGCAUGGUAGGAUGUUUCUCUCAGACUCUGAAACGAGAUGGUGUCAGAGGUCUCUAUGCAGGCACAAUUCCCGCCCUUGCUGCAAAUAUUGCAGAAAAUUCAGUUCUUUUUGCGGCUUAUGGUGUUUGCCAGAAGGCUGUGGCAUAUUCUACUGGUGUACAGAAAGUGGAGGACCUUUCGACUUUUGCAAAUGCAUCUGCCGGAUUCUUUGCAGCAUUUUUUUCCUCUCUAACUCUCUGUCCAACGGAACUGGUCAAGUGUCGCCUACAGGCUAUGCGGGAAAUGGCAACAAUGCAGAAUAAGGAACCUGAAAGGAUAGGACCCUGGAAGCUCACGAGACAGAUUUUAAAGUCUGACGGUAUUCCAGGGCUCUUCCGAGGCCUAACCUCAACCUUUGCACGAGAAAUGCCUGGUUAUUUCUUCUUCUUUGGAGGAUAUGAGGCCUGUCGCGCGUUCAUGACUCCUCCGGGGAAAACCAAAGAUGAAAUUGGUCCUCUGAAGACAAUGAUCUGUGGUGGCAUUGCGGGGGUUAUUCUUUGGACAGCCAUUUUCCCCACCGAUGUUGUAAAAUCAAGGAUACAAGUUGCAGGUUCAACUGAGCCAAUGAUAAAGGUUACAAAGCAGAUCUUAAGAACUGAAGGUGUGGGUGCUCUUUAUAAUGGGCUAGGUCCCACUGUGGUGAGAACGUUUCCUGCAACUGGAGCACUUUUCCUUGCAUAUGAAGGAACUAAGAAGGUCCUACACAAUGUAAUGGACUAAUAGGAUAGUAAAAUGGUUGCUGCAGGUGAUGUUGAAGUAUUCAGAUUUUUCAGUGGUUGCCUGACUUGGUGCAAAUCCACUAUUUUGAUUUUUUAUAUUUUGUCAUUGUGAUUCUUAUUUUUUAUAAAGAUUAAGCUCAGGAUGUUUAUCAUGUAAAUGUAUUUGUAAAGCAAAUAUUGAAUUUAUGCCUGACUUUUUAAAGAAGCAAAAUAUAUUUCUUGGACAUGUAUAGUCUUUUAUGAGAAUUUCUAUCUUAUGAAAUAGGAGCAUAACUUCUGGUGCUAAUCAUAAGAAUUCUUUGUGAAGGCAGUACCUGCAGAUUGCACAUUAUAAAUUAAAUGAUUAAAAAAAAUGGGUAAACAUUAUCACCGUCCACUUUGAUUAUGUUCUUUUAUGUGAUUGCAGAAUUUUAGUUUUGAUAACUGAUGCAUAAUUUCUGAUAAUCAAGUUAUUAAUAACUGUAUAAGAGACUAUAUAUACUUCCACUUAUAUAAUGUCAUAUACAAAUUCUACCUAGUUUGUUACAAUGAUCAGUAACUUUCCAAAUUAUUUGCCAUUUGUUAUAUGACCAAACACUGAUGUUCAGUAAUCUAGCAUACAUAGUUACACAGGGACUUUGCUCAAAAAUAAAAAUAUUUAAGUGCCAAUAAUUCAUCAGGUAGUAACCUUGUAAUGGGUAAUGAAUGUGAUAACUAAGAUUUAUUAUCGGGGAAUAUGAUGUAUCUUUUCCCGUUUUAGCUCUGAAACCGGAAUACAAGAGGGUUUGUGUUUAACCCCUUCAUCCCUGAUAUUGUACCAGUAGGUUCUCAUGUCUUGCAAAGGGUUGUAUUAGUCACAACAUUUGACUAUGCUGAAUUCCUUGCAGAUUAUAUCAUAUGGAAAGUAAUAUGAUGUUGUUGCACAAAUUAUGUAAAGUGUGGCCAGUGUUUUUUUUCUAUUAAAGUGAGUAAGUUUUUGAUGUUUUAAAUGAUAUAUAUACAGAUGACUUUUUUGUAUAAGAAUUGUAAAGUUUUAGACUGUUUUGAUAUCUAGUCAGUUUUUGAUAAAUAAAUCAAAUUGAUGUGA
This is a messenger RNA of Penaeus chinensis, 2935 nucleotides long. RefSeq names its product mitochondrial ornithine transporter 1-like. Gene Ontology annotation, molecular function: L-ornithine transmembrane transporter activity. NCBI's taxonomy places the organism in Eukaryota, Metazoa, Arthropoda, Malacostraca, Decapoda, Penaeidae. The record is from RefSeq and is a predicted model, not a curated record. Bases 791 to 1870 code for a protein of 359 amino acids. The transcript has 8 exons. Gene Ontology annotation, biological process: mitochondrial L-ornithine transmembrane transport.